Labrus mixtus (cuckoo wrasse) is the source of this 2615-nucleotide messenger RNA. It is a transcript of the gene hnrnpa3, whose product is annotated as heterogeneous nuclear ribonucleoprotein A3. Lineage: Eukaryota; Metazoa; Chordata; Actinopteri; Labriformes; Labridae. Bases 143 to 1150 code for a protein of 335 amino acids. Gene Ontology annotation, molecular function: RNA binding. The record is from RefSeq and is a predicted model, not a curated record. The transcript has 11 exons.
CCAGUGGCACUUACUUAUAGCCUAACAAUAACAAUGAUAUGUUGAUGGACUGAAGCACACAGGGACACACAGGGACACCCCCAAACCGGCGAUAUCCUGGUCACAUGACUCACCCACUUCUACGCCCGUGGACAUCUGCAAAAUGGAGGACCAUGAUGCUAAAGAGCCCGAGCAGCUCAGAAAGCUGUUCAUUGGAGGUCUUAGCUUUGAAACUACGGAGGAGAGUUUACGGGCCCACUUUGAACAGUGGGGUUCCCUCACGGAUUGUGUGGUGAUGAGGGACCCCAACAGCAAGCGAUCAAGAGGGUUUGGCUUUGUAACGUAUUCCUCUACAGAGGAAGUAGACGAUGCCAUGAAAGCGAGGCCCCACAAAGUAGACGGGCGAGUUGUUGAGCCCAAGAGGGCGGUGUCCAGAGAGGACUCCAAUAAACCAGGGGCCCACCUGACAGUGAAGAAGAUCUUUGUUGGUGGAAUCAAGGAGGACACUGAGGAGUACCACAUCAGGGAGUAUUUUGAAAAAUAUGGAAAGAUUGAAUGCAUCGACAUCAUGGAGGAGCGCUCCACGGGAAAGAAGAGAGGAUUCUGCUUUGUGUCCUUUGAUGACCAUGACACUGUAGACAAAAUUGUUGCCCAGAAAUACCAUACAAUCAACUUCCAUAAUUGCGAGGUCAGGAAAGCUCUCUCAAAACAGGAAAUGAGUUCCAUGUCCACCAGCAGGGGCAGGAGUGGAGGAUCUGGAAACUUCAUGGGGAGAGGUAGUAAUUUUGGAGGUGGUGGCAACUACAGCCGAGGUGGCUAUGGUGGAGGACGAGGAGGUUACGGCGAUGAUUUUGACAAUGGUCCUGGAGGUAAUUAUGGUGGAGGACCAGGUUAUGGAGGAGGCAGAGGGGGCUAUGGAGGUGGUGGUGGUCCAGGGUAUGGUAACCAGGGUGGUGGAUUUGGUGGUAGCUGCGAUGGAGGAUACGGGGGUAAUGAAGGAGGAUAUGGAGGGGGAGGAAAUUAUAACGACUUUGGAAAUUAUGGUGGACAGCAGUCCAACUACGGGCCCAUGAAGGGAAACAACUAUGGUGGCAGAAACUCAGGGGGACCCUAUGGUGGUGGCUACAACUCUGGGGGCGGCGGAGGUGGCUACGGCUCCCGGCGAUAUUAAUAACGUCUUGUUUUGAUGUGGAAAGAGGAAUUCUCUUCUUGCUGAAAAUCUGUAAAGACCUGAUAACAUGGAGGGUUCUGGAUGGGUAAGACUUUUUUCAAAAUAUUAUACAAGGCUGCUCUUAUUGUAAAUCUAAAAGUACACAUCACGAUGACAAAAGAUGGAGGGGUUGUUUUGAAGGUAAAUCCAGCAGGAUGACGUCAAGUAUUACUCCCCUUUGACCAGAACCUCUUGAGACCACCUGAGUUGUUUGGUAUGUGUUGAGGUAAAAUAAAUCUCUUACUAAGUAUUAUAAAGGCAAGGAAUCCAAACGAUGUGUUUAAAUUCACUGACAUGUUGAUCACUGAGGUCAAAGUGAGGAUGUUGUUCUGAACUGUAUUUUGAAGGCGUGUAUAUUUCGCCUUCGUUUUGACAAGUGAGUAAUAAUUUAGAAUAUUUUAAAUAUAAUGCAGACCACUAUGAUAAUAUCCAACUCUUAUUAUGACAGCAACAUAGAGACAUAGUUAUGAGCGUAAACCUCUAAAACUGUCAAAAAAGAAGCAACAUUGAAGGCAUCAUGAAAGUACAUUUUACAGCAGGACGGCUUCAUCUACAACUGCCACUAAGAAAGUGACAUAUGCUUAUGCUAAGCUAAUCUCUUAACCAAAGUAGGCCCAAAAUGUAUUUAAUUUGAUUAUUGUAAGACAUCCCUACCAGUCCUUAUUAAUAAGCAACUUAAUUACACUACAGAAUUCAUUUAAAUAAUUUGAUUAUGACUGGAAAUCGUGGUCAUUGUAAGUUCAUGCAAUACAUUGUGUAAUUUAUUGAAAGAACCUGUAAUCUUCACUUUUGAUAAGCCGUAAUAGGCUUAUACCCUGCAUUUAUUAUAAGGACUCAUCAUCACCACCACCCCAAAUUAAAAAUAUUUUUAAAUCAUUCCAUGACAGUCAGCCAAAUGGACAUAUGGAAUAUGUGUGUACUGUAAUAAAGAGAGGUCACAAGUUGAGACUAACUGACCCGCAGCAUAGGCAGUGUGUCAUACAGUAUUUACAAGUACCAGCACUAUAUUUGGCUUGCAAUGCCUUCAAGGGAUUGUACGCAUGGAUUGUUUUUCACAGGAAACCCAAAAGCUGUCUAAAAAAAACGAGAUCACUGUUCCUCUUUUAGUGAACUUGAAACUUUUAAAUACUGUUCUUGUGAACGUGUGAUAACCGACUAAACCUGGUAAGUUUAAAAAAUGCAUUUUAAUGACACAUCUUCACUAAGUGUAAUGAGUCAAAGGAGCGAGGCCUACUGUUAUUCUUCCCUGAAUCAGUUGCAGGAUAGUGUUUCUUCACAGGAAUGUAGACCAACCAACGGCAGCACUAAGAGAAAAAAGAAAGUGCUUGGUGAAAGCACUGCAGUAUUACUGAAAUAUGUUUGGAGGUACAUUAACGUGUAAAUGUAAAGUGUAACUUGUGCUCUUCAAUAAAAACAUUUUCCAUGA